This is a messenger RNA of Xenopus tropicalis (tropical clawed frog), 614 nucleotides long. RefSeq names its product hemoglobin subunit gamma 2 (gene hbg2). NCBI's taxonomy places the organism in Eukaryota, Metazoa, Chordata, Amphibia, Anura, Pipidae. The record is from RefSeq and is marked provisional. Gene Ontology annotation, molecular function: oxygen binding; heme binding. Gene Ontology annotation, biological process: oxygen transport. Gene Ontology annotation, cellular component: hemoglobin complex. Bases 50 to 493 code for a protein of 147 amino acids. The transcript has 3 exons.
UUCUCUCCUCUGAAUUCUUAGCUCCUCACUUCUUAAUCAACCAGCAACCAUGGUCCAUUGGACAGCUGACGAAAAGGCCGCAAUUACUUCUGUAUGGCAGAAGGUUGAUGUACAACAGGAUGGUCAUGAGGCCCUGAGCAGGCUUUUGGUUGUGUAUCCCUGGACCCAGAGAUACUUCAGUAGUUUUGGAAACCUCUCCAAUGCAGCUGCUAUUGCUGGAAAUGCCAAGGUUAAUGCCCAUGGCAAGAAGGUUCUGGGAGCUGUUGGCAGCACAAUCCAACAUCUUGAUAAUGUGAAGGCCUCUCUCCAUGACCUCAGUGUGACCCAUGCUUUAAAGCUGCAUGUGGACCCUGAGAACUUCAAGCGUUUUGGUGAAGUGCUGGUGAUUGUCUUGGCUAAAAAACUGGGAACUGCCUUUACUCCUAAAAUCCAUGCUUCUUGGGAGAAAUUCAUUGCAGUGUUGGUUGAUGGCCUUAGCCAAGGCUAUCACUAAAUGUGUAUUUUUUACAACUUCAGCCCUGCUGUAGUGUCAACAAGGAUGCCAAAGGCCAUGAAUACAAUGUCAACUGUAUAUGUUUGAGCAUCAUGAAUAAAAAGCACUUUUACUAAUGUUA